CAAAGGCCCAGCCGGCUAUCAGCAUACCCUCUCUCGCUGUUCCGUCCCCCAUCGAUCGUCACAAGAAACUCUCCGCUCAUACACACAAGAAAUUGCCCACCAUGCCGAUGCCCAAGCAGGAACAGAGUGCGCACACCAUCACCCAGCGGAUCCGCCAGCUCAAGAAGAUUCCCCCGGAGUUGUUCCCCAUUGGUAUCGUCGUUGGCGCUGCCCUCGCCAUGGCCGGAUACUCCAUGUCGCGCAAGUUCUUCGUCGACAAGACCCUCCGUCUCAACCGCUCCUCGCGCGACCAGCACUAAGCGCGCACUUCCGAAUCACAUGUAAUGAUAUCCGGUCGGAGGUCUGCAGCACUGGAGGAGGAGGAGGAGGAGGAGGGAAGGGCAUGCUAGUUUUCAUUGUAGUUUUGUUCCGAACAAUAACUUCUAUUCUUGCCGUG
Tricharina praecox is the source of this 436-nucleotide messenger RNA. RefSeq lists its product as uncharacterized. Lineage: Eukaryota; Fungi; Ascomycota; Pezizomycetes; Pezizales; Pyronemataceae. The record is from RefSeq and is a predicted model, not a curated record. Bases 102 to 299 code for a protein of 65 amino acids. The transcript is spliced from 6 exons.